UGCUCUACAGACGAGGGCUACAACUCACCACCACCGCCAUUCAUUCAUUCAUCCUCUUCUCUUGUCUGGUGGUUCUCCUCCUCCUCCCUCCUCCCUACUCCCUCACAACCUCUCCCCCAUGCUCAUCAUGGCGCGCUCAUCCACCCUCCCUAGCAUCUGCCGAUCCUGUCUCCAAUCAACCACCACCCGACCAAUAACCAAAUCUGGACGCCCUCGACUCCUCGCCUCCAGCAUCCCAUACCAAACCAUCACCAGUCGCGAACUCCACGGUGUCGACUGGUCUAAAAACUCAUCCCCAUCCGCCCCCAAACCCAAUCGCCCCAACAGCGAAUCCUCGGAACCCACCAGCGAAUCCGAUUCCCUCAUAACGCAAGCUUUCUCAAGUCGCAACGCCCGCACAACCAACAGCGACAUAUCAUCAUGGCGGCGAAUGACACGACAAGAAACCAUGGAAAAGGACCAACAGAACGAAGACCGACUAGCUGCCCUGUCACCUGGUAACUCUGGCAAUGCGGGAGCUGGAAAUGCUUCACUCGAUGAACCUUACCAUAUCCAUGUCUAUGCACACAAACACAACAUGCACUUGACAUUGACCGAACCCGGACGUAGUCCGAUUCUCUCCCUUUCAGCAGGAAAACUCGGUCUGCGGAAUUCUCAACGAGCGACCUACGACGCUUGCUACCAGUUAACGACAUAUUUCUUUCGAAAGAUGAUGGAGAAGCAAUGGCGGUUGGGAGGCAAGAAGGCGACUACCAAUCCGUUGUUGACUUUUGAAGCUAUCAAGACACCAAGACUGGGGCAUAAGAGUUUGGGGAUUGAGGUCGUGUUUCGUGGAUUUGGGCCUGGUAGAGAGGCGUUUCAGAAGUGUUUGCUCGGAACGGAGGGAAAGUUUCUCAGAGGUUUGAUCUCCAGAGUCACUGAUUCGACGAGGUUGAAGUUUGGGGGUUGUAGGAGUCGAAAGGUCAGGAGACUGGGUUGAUUGUUGAUUGACGAUUGACUUCGUCGGCAGCCCCGGCCGUGUAUUUGUGUAUAUAUACAUCCAUCCAUCCACCCAACCAGUCAGCAGAUUUCAGAAUUCGCAUAGAGAUCAUCAAUCACCUACCUACUUUGUCUGCCUAACAGUGUCUA
Molecule: messenger RNA, 1128 nt
Organism: Exophiala mesophila
Lineage: Eukaryota; Fungi; Ascomycota; Eurotiomycetes; Chaetothyriales; Herpotrichiellaceae
Exons: 1
Coding region: 119-979 (286 amino acids)
Biological process (GO): translation
Cellular component (GO): ribosome
Molecular function (GO): structural constituent of ribosome
Source: RefSeq, a predicted model, not a curated record